Molecule: messenger RNA, 2863 nt
Organism: Colletotrichum destructivum
Lineage: Eukaryota; Fungi; Ascomycota; Sordariomycetes; Glomerellales; Glomerellaceae
Product: Putative hexokinase, ATPase, nucleotide binding domain-containing protein
Exons: 5
Coding region: 485-2146 (553 amino acids)
Biological process (GO): intracellular glucose homeostasis; glucose 6-phosphate metabolic process; glycolytic process
Cellular component (GO): cytosol; mitochondrion
Molecular function (GO): fructokinase activity; D-glucose binding; ATP binding
Source: RefSeq, a predicted model, not a curated record
CACUUCUCUCGCACCAUGCCAAUUGCCCGUUGACCCCAUCCCCCAUCCACACCCCCCCAGUCCAAUUCACUGGCGAUUUCGUCACACUCUUCGUCCUCGGAGCUCACCCAAAAACCUCGACGAGUCUUGUCCGGCCCGCGCCUUGAUCUUUCCUCAGUAGCUUCGUCCUACCCUCCUACCUUACUUUGCCUGGCCUUUCAUCUCUUCUCACACCGUUCCAAUCCCGCGAUUUUCUUCCUUUCCCGACCCUCCUCAAUCGUACAAUUUCACUGUCUAGCUCACACAGCUCCUUCUACGCGACGCCAAGCUCUUUCCGCCGUACCUCCAGCUGCAGCUUCGCUCUUCCCUCUUCUUCUUCUCCUCCCACCACUUCUUCCACCCGCCUCCUCCGUUAUUCUCUCCUUCCGCCCAGAUCUUCCAGGAGCCCGUCUGCGAAAACCCAGCGCCCUUUCCUACCACGCCGCCCAUUUCGAAACCUCUCACAAUGGCGCUUGAAGCCGAGACAACACGAGUCGUCGACCAGUUCGAGCUCUCCGAUGCCUACGUCAACCGUGCUGUCAAGGAAUUCCUCGGCCAGAUGCACGAUGGGCUUCAAAAGGAUGGAACCAGCAUGAGCCAGAUCCCGACGUAUGUCACUGGCGUGCCCAACGGCACCGAAAAGGGUCUCUACCUCGCCGUCGACCUUGGCGGAACCAACUUCCGCGUCUGCUCCGUCCAGCUUAAUGGCGACACUACGUUCAACCUCACCUACAGCAAAGUCGCGAUCCCCAAGGAGCUCAUGGUCGCCAAGACUGCCGAGGAGCUCUUUUCCUUCCUUGCCGAGCAAAUUGAGCUCUUCCUGCGUGAGCACCACGCCGAGCACUUCGAGCAGCACGUGCGCCGCCGUCAAACCUACAGCGCCCCCGAGGGUUACCGCGACGAGCAUGUCUUCCGUCUAGGCUUCACUUUCAGCUUCCCCGUCCAGCAGCUUGGCAUCAACAAGGGUAACCUCAUCCGCUGGACCAAGGGCUUCGACAUCCCCGACGCCGUCGGUAAGGAUGUUUGUGCUCUGCUGCAGACCGAGAUCGACAAGCUACACCUCCCCGUCCGAGUCGCCGCUCUCGUCAACGACACCGUCGGAACUCUUAUGGCGAGAUCCUACACUUCGACCGGCAAGUCGGGCUCCAUUCUCGGCGCAAUCUUCGGCACCGGCACCAACGGUGCUUAUCUGGAAAAGCUUUCCAACAUCAAGAAGCCAAUUGUCGGCGACUUCGAGACGUCCACCGGCGAGAUGGUCGUCAACACUGAGUGGGGCUCCUUCGACAACCAGCUCAAUGUGCUGCCCAACACCUCCUGGGACGACGCCCUCGACAAGGCCAGCGUCAACCCUGGCAUCCAAAUGUUCGAGAAGCGUGUCUCUGGCAUGUUCCUCGGCGAGAUCGUCCGCCUGACCAUCCUUGACAUGCUCAAGGACGAGAAGCUGUCGCUAUUCAAGGAUCAGAACUCGAGCUUUAACGACUGGAAGUCGACAACCGAUAUCAGCCCGAAGUCCAGCAUGUUCCAGCAGUGGGGCCUCGACAGCGCCAUCAUGUCUGUUGCUGCCGCCGACAACACCCCCGAGCUGUCGACCUUGAGACAGGAGCUUGAGUCAAUUCUGCAUGUCUACACCCCCUCGCUCGAGGACGCGCAGGCUUUCAAGGCCGUUGCAGGCGCCGUCGGUCGCCGCGCUGCCCGCCUUUCUGCCGUUGCCAUUGGCGCCAUCGUCCUCCAGUCUGGCAAGCUUGACGACCCUGAGGAGGAGGUCAUCGACAUUGGCGUGGACGGCAGUUUGGUUGAACACUACCCCUUCUUCCGCGACAUGAUCUACGAGGCCCUGCGCGCAAUUGACGGUAUUGGCGCUAAGGGAGCUGAGAAGAUCCGCAUCGGUAUUGCAAAGGACGGCAGCGGAGUUGGCGCUGCACUCAUCGCUCUUGUGGCGGCUGGCAUGGAGAAGGAAGGCGAUGUCUUGGCUGACUUUAGAGAAAACGUCAAGAAGGAGUUGGACUCACUCCCUGUACCUCAUCAAGAGCUUUCAACGACAACGAACACUGCCCUGAUCAUUGGCGGUCUUGUGGGCGUUGCAGCCAUUGCAGCUGUCUGGUGGUCGCGCUAUAACCGUCAAUCAUGAACGACAAUAAAUGAGAAGAGUUGGGUGGGGACGAUCUGAAUGAGACUUAUCUGAGAUGAGGGGAAGGGAAGCGGUUAACAACGCAUCAGAGGUUGGCAACAAGGGGAGAUGCAAGGGGGAGACAGGGUGUGAGAGACACAGCAUACACCUAUGCCCUCUCAUGCUCUAUCCAAUUGGGCAUUUCACAGCAUCAGGAAGUUUUGGUCGAAUUCUUUUCUUCUCAUGAUUCCACAAAGGGGGAAAAACGGAGUUGGGCCUUUUUUUUUCUUUAGUUCUUUUUCUUUAAUGCUUGAGCCAAGCAAAUUGCAUCUGGUUGUUCAAAGCUGCAUACUUGUAUAAGUCUUUUUUUCUUUCUAUUGCUCUCUUCUGAAGCAGCAAAGUCUUACAAAAUGUCUAUAUUGGGGUGGCCUGUCGUGGGCCAUUUCUUUCCUGGCAUUCUCUCUACCCUGUCCUCUUGUGGUUUAUACAUGUAUAUGCGCACAGCCGAACAUCCAAUAUAGGACGUAUUUGGUUUUCGAUCGUGGCCUUUAUCCAGGAUCAAGUAGGCCCCAGUCCUUGGUGGUCUAGCUGGGAAACGAAAAAAACUAGUUGAUGGUCUCAAGACCGGUAUGGUUGCCAGGAACUGACCCGGCGUCCAUUGGCCAUUGGCUCUUGGGGGCCGCCUGGCUGGGCUGUCUAGUGAGCCUUUCAUUCCUUCUUCCUACCCGCUUCCCGUCC